This is a messenger RNA of Salvia splendens (bonfire salvia), 2529 nucleotides long. RefSeq names its product putative late blight resistance protein homolog R1B-17. The record is from RefSeq and is a predicted model, not a curated record. NCBI's taxonomy places the organism in Eukaryota, Viridiplantae, Streptophyta, Magnoliopsida, Lamiales, Lamiaceae. Gene Ontology annotation, biological process: defense response to other organism. The coding region runs from base 1 to 2529 and encodes 842 amino acids. The transcript has 2 exons. Gene Ontology annotation, molecular function: ADP binding.
AUGGCGGCUUUUGGUGCUGCGAUUUCUCUCAAGAUUACCAUUAACCAUAUUCUAAAAUCAUCUCGCAUUUCACUGGUUCCUGCCUCUUCUAUACAAGUGUUACGAUCUGCCUACGAGGCCAUGGAUCGCUUGAUGACUGCUCUGUCAAAGUUGGACGACACCGGCUACAGUAAGAUCAGGACGAAGGUGAAUGCUUUGGAUGAACGAAUCAAAGAGGCCGUAUGGGAAUUCGAAGAUUUACUAGAAUCUCAUUUCUAUGAUCAGAUUCUUUCACAACUCGAAAGUGAGAGAGGUCACUUGUCUUUCUCGGUAGAUCUGCAGAGUCUGCAACAGAGUGUUGAUUUCUUCGUCGAGAGGAUGACAGAGAUGGAAUUGGAGUACGAUAUUGAAGUGGUGAAUAUGCCUGAAGAAGAAGGCGAACCUAUUGCCUCAAGGAUUGAUUUUGGUGGAAUCAACUCAUACAUGGUUGGAUUAUCUGGGUUUUUUGAACAUACUAGGGAUUAUCUUCUUGGAGAAGAUGUAUUGAAUUGCUUAUCAGUAAUUGGGAUGGCAGGGGUUGGAAAAACGACCAUUGCUAAGAAAGUAUUUGACGAUGAUUCAGAAACAUUUCGAGCAUCGAGCAUGGGUCAAAUGGAUCCCAACACUCGCCACCAAAUGCUUACUCAAGGAUUCUAUGAGGACGACCAGAAAUUAGUUGGACUCUUGAAAGAGAGAUUGAAGGAUAAGAAAUGUCUCAUUGUGUUGGAUGAUGUAUGGAAAUGGGAUACACGAUUCAUGGAUAACUUGUCACAAGAAAAUGUCAGAGUCUUGCUUACAAGCCGGAAAAAAAUUAAAGAAUGUCCAUAUAAACGAGUAAGCUUGUUGAAUGAAGAAGAAAGUAAGAAAUUACUUGGUGAGAAGGUAUUCGGUGAAAAGGGCUUCCCUCCUGACCUUGAGGAGUUGGGAAAGAAGAUUGCCGAAAAAUGUGAAGGUCUUCCACUUAUGAUAGCCACAGUUGCAGAUCUCCUAUCCAAAGAAGACAAGACACCAAAAUUUUGGACUGAGGUAGCAAAGAAACAACAUAAUUCAGUCUUUGUGGAUGCAUACAAUCAAAUAUCGGAGGUAUUUUUCCCAAGCUAUGAAUACUUAGAUCAAUAUUUGAAAAUGCUCUUUCUCUAUUUGGGGGCUUACCCUUCACACAGUGAUAUCUACAGUAAGGAAUUCCUUCAUCAGAUAAAUGCGGAAGGAUUUUUUGGACACUGUCUCUAUGAAUGUGUAAAGGAAUGCUUGAAUGUGCUUUCUGAUUGGUAUCAUCUUGUUCUACAUGAACGCAAUAUUGGUUCCUGGUUUUCAAAGAACAAGUUAAGCGUGCAUUCUUGCUGGCAGCACCUGUGUAAGAAAGAAGCAAGUAAGAUCAAGUUUUUGCUUGUUAUACAAAGUUGCGAUGAUGUUACGAAAGGCCAGCGUCGGUUGUGUGCGCAUUGCAACACUUUAUUUGCCUUCGAACAAGUGUAUGAUGCAAUAAAAAGUGAUUGUGCGUCCACUGCCCGUUCUCUCCUUUGUUAUGGUCCUUACCACGAAUAUCCAAUUCCAAUACAUGCCAUGGAUUUUAAGUUGCUUAGGGUACUUAUCGCUGUUCAGGUCCGAUUUUACCAUAUCCCACUUGAAAUUAUGAAACUAGUUUGUCUAAAGUUUCUUUCCCUAAGAUGCAACAAAGAUCUCCCUGCUUCCAUAUCCAACCUUAUUCAACUUCAAUCCCUUAUUAUUGAGCAGCAUACGAACAUUAAAAAGCGUGGAGCUUUGUCAUACAUGCCGGUUGAAGUAUGGGACAUGCAGGAACUAGAGCAUCUUGAGGUAAUUGGAAGAGACCUACCAACCCCUAGUUCUGAUGCUACUUUAGAAACGCUCGGUUGUCUUUUAGGUGUGAGUGCAAAGAGUUGCACUAAAGAAAUUCUGAAAAGAAUCCCUAAUUUAACGAUGUUAAGCAUUGAGCAGGAGUUGAAGCCUUAUGAUGAUGACGAUGAUAUCAACCCACUGAGUGGCUUGGAAUAUAUCUCAACCGAACUCCAUAAUUUGGGGACGCUUCUAUAUCAUGUGCCUAACCCUGAGAUGAGGCAUGAGUGUAUGGUUCCUCUUUCAAUGUUCUCAUCAAGUUUGAAGAGGUUGUUGUUGUGUGGCUUAGGGUGUUCAUGGAAGCACAUGAAUGACAUUGGUUCGCGACUACCAAAUCUUGAGGAACUUAUUUUAAAUCACUACGCCUUUCAAGGCCCAGAGUGGGAGAUACAAUCAGAUUGUUUUUUGAAACUCAAGACACUUGUUAUUGAUGAUAAUGAUCUGGUGCGAUGGAUAGCUCAACAAGGAAGCCUCCCCAGGCUCGAGCUCCUAAGCAUACGGCAUUGCUACAAAUUAAGACAACUCGAUUGGACGCGUGAUCCCUCAGUGGUCACAACGCCUACAAUUGAAUUAGUUGAGUGCAAUCCCUUAGUUGUCGCUUCUACCAAGCAAUUCCCAGAAUCUCUCUUUACAGUUCGUUGCCACUCUUCUUUUUGA